AUGGUCUUGCGAUAUAAUGAUGGCCGAAUUGAAUUUAUGUCAUCUUUUUCUGAAUUUGCAAGUAGAUGCAAAAGGGAGUCUACAGCACCUGGGAUUCCCAGGCCGUCUCCGAUCCAAGUACUAACCAGGCCCAACGUUGCUUUACUUGACAGGUCGGACGAGAUGUCGUGCUUUCAACGUGGUAUGGCCGUAGACAUCCUUGUCCUUGAUGAACAGAAUUUCGUUUUGCUUAUAAUCGACAGUAUCGGUGCAGAUUUAGCAUUUACAGCACGGGGCCAUUUUGAGGGAGGUAAUGGCAAUGAUGGAUGGCUAGAUGACAAGGAUAAAGUUUUACUUAAUUCGGAUCGGAUUUAA
This is a messenger RNA of Thelazia callipaeda (thelaziosis nematode), 354 nucleotides long. NCBI's taxonomy places the organism in Eukaryota, Metazoa, Nematoda, Chromadorea, Rhabditida, Thelaziidae. The record is from the annotation of a GenBank genome assembly.